Messenger RNA from Ixodes scapularis (black-legged tick), 1396 nucleotides. Its product is annotated as BEN domain-containing protein 5-like. The coding region runs from base 626 to 1396 and encodes 256 amino acids. Gene Ontology annotation, biological process: negative regulation of DNA-templated transcription. Lineage: Eukaryota; Metazoa; Arthropoda; Arachnida; Ixodida; Ixodidae. The transcript is spliced from 5 exons. Gene Ontology annotation, molecular function: DNA binding. The record is from RefSeq and is a predicted model, not a curated record.
AAAGCCUUGCCGAAUUUGAACAAUUUAUAAAAGGCUACAAGUUUUUAGAUAUAAAUUUUGCCUUUCAUGGCUUGACUGAAAACCCGCAAGCCAGACCAAAACGACUAUGUGAGCGCAACAUAACGCGCUCCUUCCAGUAUGCAGUUUUUUAACCAGGACACAAAAGGCGUAAUUUCAGCUCUGAAUAUCUAAAAGCUUGUUGCCCUUUUGCAGAUUGUUUCAAUUCGAUAGUACCCUAACAAUGGUUUGCUUAACUACAAUUGCAACAUAGCCCCAAACAGUUAAUUUACAGAUUUUCGUUAAUUAGUCAACAUACUAGUGAUGUUUCUCAAAGGCUUGAUAAGCCGAGUGCAGUAAUGCAGUGAGAAUAGCACCCAGACAAUCCGUCACCUGAUUUUCUUUCUAAAAUUUCAUUUAAGAAACUGCAUAAUUGAGUUUUACACAAAAAUUACUAAUUUUCUAUAUAAUUUGCUGUGAUUGAAAACAUAAAUUGUAUUGGAAGAAAUCCUUAUUGCAAUUAUAUACUAAAUUUUUCUUUGGCAGAGCAAAGAAAUGUUGGUGUAAAUUACAAUUAUUAUUUUGACAAGAGUGUCCAUGAAAAUGUGACCGCCAAUGAAAUCAAAAGAUGCUGGAGCUUUCCCUACAUGGUGCUUGUAAUAGUGCAGGCUCAGCAGAAAUUGAAUCGUACAAGAGAAGCAACAGCAAAGAUGAAGCAAAUAAUUUCAGAAAAGUUGUCUCAGAAGCGCAAGAACCCACUUUUCCCAGAGGCUCGGAGUGCCAAGCAUGCCAGUUGUACGACGAUCUCCAUCAGAAGUAUCUUGCCCUAAAAAAAACUACAAGGGAACUUAAGGAAGACGUUGAAAAGAUGCGGACAAGAGAGGCCAAAAACACAGACAUUCUGGAUGUGAUUCUUGAGGGUGUAAACAGCAUCAAAUCAAAGCUCGAGAGCACUGGAGCAGGAUGCUCAAUAAAUGCAAACACCAAGCAUGAUAUCGUGAAGAAGGCUAAACUCAGAACUGACGGAAGAACGGUCUGUGUAAAUGACAGUGUUACCCUUAGUUUGGACCAAUGGGUCGCCUGUCAGCGACAAAAAAAAGAGUCCAAGUUUGUGAGGAGUCUGGCUACUGCCAUAUGGGGACGCAAUAUUUUGAAAAAUCGAUCUACGAGUGGCAAGGUGUCUAACCGUUUGAUAAAUGAUGGAGGUGCUGCGAAGCCACCACUGACUCCAACAAAACUUAAUGUGCUAGAAGCAUGCUAUGAGGACUGGCUACGUGAACAUGGCGCCAGUGGCGAUGUGUUGGCUGAGCGGAUGGCAGCAAUGACCACACACAUAUACAGCGCCGUACGUGACCUGGGCCGUGACGUGCGGCAUGCGCUAGGUACUGACCAAGAAUAA